This is a messenger RNA of Cynoglossus semilaevis (tongue sole), 5565 nucleotides long. It is a transcript of the gene iqgap2, whose product is annotated as IQ motif containing GTPase activating protein 2. Gene Ontology annotation, biological process: regulation of GTPase activity; mitotic actomyosin contractile ring assembly actin filament organization. Lineage: Eukaryota; Metazoa; Chordata; Actinopteri; Pleuronectiformes; Cynoglossidae. The coding region runs from base 318 to 5333 and encodes 1671 amino acids. The record is from RefSeq and is a predicted model, not a curated record. Gene Ontology annotation, cellular component: cell cortex. Gene Ontology annotation, molecular function: GTPase activator activity; actin filament binding; calmodulin binding. The transcript is spliced from 39 exons.
CUGCGCCUGUGUCAGAGCAGUGGCUCUGGAAAGAUAAGACGAGCUGGGAGCAGAGACAGACAACUCAGUGCCUAAAGCGUGGAGAAGGGGUCAGCAUGGGUGCUAUGAGAAGUCACUAAAGCUGCACAUAAAACUUUUGAGGACUUCUGCCCAACAUUUUCGUCAACGCUCUGUUUGCGAGUCAACUUAUUGAAAUCAUUAAACCCACAAAGGCGCGGCUGGCUCUCUGUCGGACUGUUUGUAAGGACCGCUGCUCGCCCCGAGUCUCUUCCAGUUCAGCUAGGUUUAACGGGUGAAGGAGGAGGAAACGAGACAGGAUGUAUCAUGAACAAACCGCAACUUUACAAAAGCCACGCUAUGGAACCAUUCAGGAUGAUGAGAGGUUGUCAGCAGAGGAGAUGGAUGAGAGGAGACGACAGAAUAUCGCCUACGAGUACCUGUGUCACUUGGAGGAGGCAAAACGUUGGAUGGAGGCCUGCCUGGAAGAGGGUUUGCCUGCUACCACAGAACUAGAAGAGGGACUGAGGAAUGGUGUCUAUCUUGGCAAACUUGCCAAUUUUUUUGCCCCCAAAUUGGUCUCCACAAAAAAGAUCUAUGACAGAGAUCAGGCUCGUUAUAAGAAUACAGGUCUACAUUUCAGACACACUGACAACACAGUGCAGUGGCUCAGAGCUAUGGAGUCAGUGGGCCUUCCAAAGAUAUUCUAUCCUGAAACGACAGAUGUAUAUGAUCGCAAAAACAUGCCUAAGGUGGUGUACUGCAUACACGCACUGAGCCUAUAUCUGUACAAACUGGGAAUUGCACCACAAAUACAGGACCUUCUGGGGAAAGUGGACUUUACAGAGGAAGAGAUCAGUAACAUGAGGAGUGAGCUGGAGAAGUAUGGCAUACAGAUGCCGGCCUUCAGUAAGAUUGGAGGAAUCCUGGCCAAUGAGCUCUCAGUAGACGAGGCUGCUCUACACGCUGCUGUGAUUGCCAUCAAUGAGGCUGUGGACAGAGGUCAGGCAUCUGUGACCUUUGGAGCCCUAAAUAAUCCAAACGCAAUGUUGAGGAACAUCCAGGAGCCUCUUGCCCAAGACUACCAGUACAGACUGAGCCAGGCUAAGACCAAUAAGCAGAGCCAGUCCUUAGGAAAGAGAACUUCUAUUGCCUCUGAAGAAAGAGAUGUUUAUGAGGAGCUGCUCACACAGCAGGAGAUCCAGGGCUGUAUCCAUUUUGUCAAUGUUCAGGAUGCAGUAAAGCAGGUGAACAGAGCUCUGUCAACCCAGGAGGAAGCUGCUCUGUUGGCUGCACUCAGGCUGGAGGCUCUGGCCCUGCUGGGUGUUCAAGAGUCCAACUGCCACUGGUACCUGGAACAUUUGAUCACCUACUGCCAGCAUAAAUUCAAGGAUGGAAAGGUAGCCAUGAUUGUUGACAGAGAGGAGAUUCAGAGGGUUAUCACCUCCUGCAAUGAUUUUGCAGAGGCGGAGAAGCAAAAACUGGAAGCAGUUGUUGCGAUCAACAGUGCUAUCCGUCGUGGCGUUGCAACAGAGACGGUGGAACAGCUGUUAAAUGCUGUAGCACAACUGCCUCUUGUUUACCAAACUGCUGCCAACCUCUACCAGGCUGAGCUCUUCAGUUUACAGCUACAAGGUGGACGAUCUGGUCUGAGCCACGAGGAGUUGAGUGUUGCUGUGGAGAUGCUCUCCGCUGUAGCUGUGCUGAAUGAGGUGCUGGACACUAAAGACCCCCAGGCUGUGAUUGAACAACUAUCUGACUCUCCACUAGGCUUCACCAACAUGGACCAGGACAACAUCAACAGGUAUGCUGACACACUUAUUAAAAUGCGCUCUGAGGCUUUGGCCAAGGGCCAAGAGUUUCUCACCUGGAAUGAUGUGCAGAAGUGCAUUGACACAGUUAACGUCCAGGUCCAUGAAGAGCAUGAACGCAUAAUAGCCAUUGCUGAGAUUAAUGAGGCUCUGAACUCGGGCGAUCAUCAGCAGACCCUUGCAGCUCUGCUCCUCCCCACAGCCAAACUGACUGGAGUGAACCAAGCCACUGCCAAACACUACCAUGAUGUUCUACAAUACACCAAACAACUUUGUUGCCAGCUCCCAUCUCAGGAGACAGGGGAAAUGAACUCUGGAGAUGAGUCUGCAGUUUUAUGGUUGGACCAGAUUCAAGAUGCCAUACUGACAGCCAAUCAGAAUGAAGAAGACGCUCUCUCAUUGGCUACAGCAGUUGCUGAUAUUAAUAAGAGUGUCACAGAUGGAGGCUCUCAGACUACACUGGAAGCUUUACAAGCCCCCAGUGCAGGACUGAGAGCAGUGCUGCCUGAAUGUGCUGACACAUACCAGGUAGAACUACAACAGAGACAAGCCCAAGGUGCUGCUAAAGGAAUUACAGAUAGUGUUUGGGUAAAACACAGUGUCAAGGACAGAUAUGACUUUUAUUAUAACCUGGAGACUGGAAAAGGCUGCUGGGAGGAACCUGCUGGAUUUCAGCACAAUGAUGGUCAACUAAGUAAAGAGGAAAUCCAGGCCGUUCUGACCCGUUUGACUGCAGAUUAUAACAGGGAACAGUUAUGGUUGGCCAACGAAUCUUUUGUGACGCUGCUGCAGGCCAAUGUCAGAGGUUACUUGGUCAGGAAAAAACACACAAAGAGAAUGGAGUAUCUACAGCAACAAGAGCCACAUGUGGUCAAAUUACAGGCCUGCUGGAAGGGUUGCAAACAGAGAAGACUGUACAGAGACAGAAUUAAUUUGCUGCAGAGAAAUGUUGCUUCUGUUGUAAAGCUCCAGUCUGUGGUGAAGAUGUGGAAAGUUAAGCGCAGCUACAACCAGAGGCUGCAGUUCUUUAAAGACCAUGAAAAGGAAAUAGUUAAGAUCCAGGCUUUUCUUAAAGCAAACAAAGCCAGAGAUGAUUACAGAACACUAACCGGGGCCAAAGAUCCUCCUCUGUCAGUGGUUCGUAAGUUUGUCCACCUGCUAGAGCAAAGUCCUCUGGAUCUGCAGGAAGAGCAGGAAGUGACACGCCUAAGGGAGGAAGUGGUCACCAAGAUUCGCUCCAAUCAGCAGAUGGAGAAAGACCUGAACCUGAUGGACAUUAAGAUUGGACUCCUGGUAAAAAACAGGAUCACACUGCAGGAUGUUGUCUUCCAUAGUAAGAAAAUGAAGAACAAGAAAAGUAAAACAAGUAAACAUGGUCAAACUGCUGCAGAGAGACUGGGCAUCAAGGGUCUAAGUAGAGGACAAAGGCGGAAACUGGAGGCCUACCAACAUCUCUUUUACCUUCUACAGACAAACCCGUCAUAUCUCGCCAAGCUGAUCUUUCAGAUGCCCCAAAACAAGUCAACCAAGUUUAUGGACACUGUUAUCUUUACUUUGUACAACUAUGCCUCCAACCAGAGGGAGGAAUAUCUACUCCUCAAACUAUUCAAGACUUCUCUGGAGGAGGAAAUCAAUUCUAAGGUAGCCCAGAUCCAGGACAUAGUAACAGGAAACCCAACUGUUAUCAAGAUGGUGGUGAGCUUCAACAGAGGUGCACGGGGCCACAACACGCUCAGGCAGCUCCUGGCCCCUGUGGUCAAGGACAUCAUUGAGGACAAGGACUUAGGUAUCAACACCAACCCUGUUGAUGUGUACAAGGCCUGGGUGAACCAGCUGGAGACAGCUACUGGAGAAGCCAGCAAGCUGCCUUACGAAGUGACACCCCAACAGGCCAUGUCACAUGAGGAAGUACGUGACAGGCUAGAGACGUCCAGUCGGGCUCUGCGUUCUGCUACAGAUAAAGUCCUAAAUUCCAUUGUUUCCUCACUGGAUAAUAUCCCUUAUGGCAUGAGGUACAUAGCAAAGGUUCUGAAGAACAGCCUACAUGAAAAGUUUCCAGAUGCUUCAGAAGAUGAGCUGUUGAAGAUUGUAGGAAACCUGCUGUACUAUCGCUUCAUGAACCCAGCCAUUGUGGCGCCUGAUGGCUUUGACAUCAUCGACAUGUCGGCGGGAGGGCAGCUCCACCAAGAGCAACGUCGUAACCUGGGGUCUGUGGCAAAGAUGCUCCAGCACGCGGCUUCCAACAAGUUGUUUGAGGGAGAGAAUGCACAUAUGACGCAGAUGAACGACUACAUAUCACAGACAUAUGAGAAAUUUAGGGUAUUUUUUCAGUUGGCCUGUGAUGUUCCUGAACCAGAGGAGAAGUUUAAUAUUGAUGAAUACUCAGACAUGGUCACCUUGAGCAAACCCAUCAUCUACAUCUCGAUAGAGGAGGUCAUCAAUACUCACUCGUUGUUGUUGGAACAUCUGGAGGCCAUCUCUCCAGACCAUAAUGACCUGCUCCAUGAGCUGCUGCAGGACUUAGGAGAUGUACCUGAUGUUGAGUCUCUGCUUGGCGAGGGAGCAGUUGACCACAAUGACCCGAACAGAGAGGGAACUCUGAAGGAGCAGGCCAAGACAGAAAUCUCUCUCACUCUCACCAGUAAGUUUGAGCUGCUGGAUGGAGACGACAAAGACGUGAAGGCUCUCAUGACAAAGACCAAAAAGCUAAUUGUGGACGUGAUUCGGAUUCAGCCUGGAGAGAAUUUGCCUGAAAUCCUCGAGACUCCAGUUACAGCACCACAAGAGUUGGAGCACAAAUUGGUUGUGGAGCGCCGUGCAGUGCAGGACGCUCAGACCCCAGAGGGUCUGAAGAGCAGUCCUGCAGUCCUAGAGGACAGUCAGCUGCCUCUGGAGCAGAAAAAGAGAAAAAUCCUCAGGAACCUGCGGAACCUGGAGCAGGCCGGCCUGGCUGCUGCCAGUAACAAAUACCAGGACAUCAUCAACGAUAUAUCAAAGGACAUUCGAUACCAAAGACGCUACAGACAGAGGAGGAAGGCCGAGCUGGUCAAGCUGCAGCUGACACUGACUGCUCUGAAUGCAAAAACCUCUUUUUACCAGGAACAGAUGAAUUACUAUGACACCUACAUCAAGACCUGCCUGGAUAAUCUGAACAGGAAGAACUCACGCAGAUCUAUAAAACCUGACAACAAAGGAGAAGAGAAAGGAAGUAAAAAGUGGAAACCACAGUCCCUGAAGUACACGGCAGCCAGGCUACACGAGAAGGGAGUCAUCCUGGAGAUAGAAGGGCUUCAGACCAACCAGUUAAAAAAUGUCAUGUUUGACAUUUCACCCACUGAGGAAGUUGGUGAUUUUGAAGUGAAAGCAAAAUUUAUGGGAGUUGAGAUGGAAAAAGUGCAGCUUCAUUUCCAGGACCUUCUUCAACUCCAGUACGACGGUGUGGCUGUGAUGAAAAUGUUCGACAAAGCUAAAGUCAAUGUCAAUUUGUUAAUCUUUCUUCUUAACAAGAAAUUUUACGGAAAAUGACAACAGUAAAGGCCAAAAAAAAAGAAAAUAUCAGUGCCUCUCUGUAUUUAGAGUACAAAAACCACCAGAUGGUCGAGGAUCGUGUUUGUUUCAGAUAAUGUCGGGUUAAUUCAUUGUAAAUGUAAAGUAAUUUUAAGAAUGAAAUAGUAAUGUAUUAAUGUUUUUGAUGCCAGGAAACACUGCUUCAGUUAUUGUUUCAUCGAAUAUUUCAAAAAACUGUAAGGUCUUGAUG